Messenger RNA from Pestalotiopsis fici W106-1, 1638 nucleotides. RefSeq lists its product as uncharacterized. The coding region runs from base 1 to 1638 and encodes 545 amino acids. The record is from RefSeq and is a predicted model, not a curated record. The transcript has 4 exons. Gene Ontology annotation, molecular function: acid phosphatase activity. NCBI's taxonomy places the organism in Eukaryota, Fungi, Ascomycota, Sordariomycetes, Amphisphaeriales, Sporocadaceae.
AUGAAGUCCACCCAUAUCGCGACCGUGGGUCUGCUGGCCGCCGUAGCUGGGGCUAGUCCAGCAUCUGCUAUUGUCGGCUCAUCGACUUCUGAUGUAUAUCCUCCUGCAAGCACUUCUGCUGACCCCAGCCUCUUCCCGCCCGAGUCGGUAGUGGGAUUCCCUGGAGUCACCCAAACGGGUAUUGAGCCAGCGGCGAUUGCCACAGCCAAGGCUUAUCCCUACAACUCGGGACCCGCCAAUGCUUUCCCUCUCGUCUCGCCCGAGCCCCAUGGUGAGGAUCAAUCAUCGACCUUUGACAUCAAGAAGUAUUGGGGCAAUCUGUCGCCAUGGUAUUCGCUGUCUUCUGCCGAUUAUGGUCUGCACGAUGCCAGUCCGCAGCUCCCAGACGGGUGUGACAUUGUGCAGGUGCAUCUCUUGUAUCGACAUGGUGCGAGAUACCCAACCAGCGGUGCCGCACCGGCAACAUUUGCGCAAAAGCUGCACAAUGCGACCAAGACUGGCUUCAACGUGACCGGCGACUUGGAAUUCUUGUCAGAUUGGACGUACAAGCUUGGUGCAGAGCUGUUGACGCCCUUUGGCCGAAGUCAGAACUUUAUGCUCGGAGUGCAGUACCGUCAGCUCUACGGCGAACUCCUCAAUAACUUUACCGAGACCAACACGAUACCCGUGUUUCGCACCCAGUCGCAGGAUCGCAUGGUAAAGACUGCUGAGAACUUUGCUGCUGGAUUCUUUGGAGUGCCCGAGUAUCUGGAUCAAGUCAACAUUGAGAUUCUCGUGGAAACUCCUGGCGUCAACAAUUCAGGCGCGCCAUAUGAGAUCUGCACCAACUCCAAUGUUGGAUCUAGAGGCGGUAUCGGCUCGACCGUCGCAACGGCUUUUGCAAAGAAUGCUUUCAAUGCCACCUUGGCUCGUCUCAACUCGCAAGUGUCUGGCUUGAACUUCACUCCCACGGAUGCUAUUGCAAUGCUGCAGCUCUGCUCAUAUGAAACGCAUGCUUUGGGAUACUCGGCAUUUUGCGACCUGUUUACGCAGGAAGAUUUCCUCAACUACGAAUAUUAUUAUGAUCUGUCAUUUUACUACAAUAACGGGCCCGGUUCUCCCGUCUCGGCAGCUCAGGGGAAAGGUUAUCUCCAAGAAUUCGUCGGCCGCUUCACUCACAGUUUUCCCGAUGCUGCCUCAGCACUGAAUGAGACAUUUGACAAUAGCUCGACCUACUUCCCGCUGAACCAAUCGAUAUACGCCGAUGCGACGCACGAGGUGGUUGUUCUCGACACUCUGGUGGCGUUCAACCUGACGUCUCUUUUCAAGGGUCCACCACUGGCACUGACUGGCAAUGAGAAGCAGAACAGCUUCGUCGCCAGUAAGAUCGUGCCAUUUGCAACACACUUUACCACACAAGUGCUCGAGUGUCCAGCGUACAGCCCAACCAGGCAAAUCAGGUUCCUUGUAAAUGAUGCUGUUGUCCCCAUCGCUGAUUCCUACGAUAGCUGCGAUGUAGACCCAAAUGGAUUGUGCUCAUUUGACACUGUCGUGUCUGCUCUUCAGAAGCGUGUUGAUGAGAUUGACUUUGACUACGAUUGCUUUGGCAACUACACAGCGACAGCUGGCAACGACUAUAACGGCAGGGCUCCCCGAUAG